Hemibagrus wyckioides is the source of this 4018-nucleotide messenger RNA. RefSeq names its product centrosomal protein 85 (gene cep85). The record is from RefSeq and is a predicted model, not a curated record. The transcript has 14 exons. The coding region runs from base 190 to 2334 and encodes 714 amino acids. Lineage: Eukaryota; Metazoa; Chordata; Actinopteri; Siluriformes; Bagridae. Gene Ontology annotation, cellular component: centrosome.
CUUCUUCCGGUUUGGAGAAACAAACAAACGGCGGCUUCACAGCGUCACUUUAACCUGAGAGACAGACAGACAGAGAGACAGACAGACAGACAGACAGACAGACGGUCGGUUUGUAUUCGUUUGCUGUGUUUCGGAAGAAAGUUUCAUUAAUAUUCUGAUUUCUCAUGUCCAGCUGCAGCUGAAUCAGGAAUGACGACGUCCCCGAGGUAUCAGAGCUCCAGACCCUCAGUCGGGAAGCUGGAUGUGGAAUUCCAGACUCCGGCCUUGUCAGAGAAGUUUCAGAGCCGGUUCGGAUGGAGGUCCCACAGAACUGAGAGUGAGACGGGUCCAGGAGGAAAGACCUCUGACCACAUGGAGGAAUCCUGUAGCUCCAGCAGCAGUCCAUCCUUCCAGCCAAUCCGGAGUCAGAUUCCUAUCCCCACUGCCCAUGUCAUGCCCUCUACGGCCCACAAUCCUUUGCAGCGCCCCACAGACUCACGCUCCAGCUCCAAAUCAUCCCUCUGUAAAUCCGCAUCAUCCCCAAACCUGGAGGCGCAGGAUGGAGGUGGAGUCAAGCAGGACUGCCUGAGUCGCUACCGCAGCCUGGUCAACGGGUUGGACCACUCGCUGUUCCCCGGAGCGGACCACAACCACACCCGGCUAGACGAGGCUCAGGGCUUCGAGAUGCCCCACGUGGAGCCGACCCUGAACCAGUCCGCGCUGCUUGGAGGAUUCGGACCGGACGUCAGGAUGAAGCUCCACAUGACCGGACUCGGAGAAGCGGCAGAAUAUCGGAUGGACGUCUUCCAUGGCGCUUUGGAUCAGACGUAUAAGGUGCUACCUGAAGCUAGAACAGGAAUUCCGGCCUCCUCGGAGUCGUACAGCAAAACCAAGGCGCAUCCGGGUGAGAACAUGGCUGACUGGCAGCAGAAAUUCGAGAGCCUGAGAAUGCAGGUGGAGCAAAUGCAGUUAUUAGGGAGUGGUCAGUACUCGUCUCUGUAUCCACCUCCUCUGCAGUCUGAGAGCAGUAAAUGGGAGGCGGUGAUAAAGGCCAAUGAGAGUCUACUAAAGGAGAAGGAGCUUAUCAUCGACAGGCAGAAGCAGCAGCUGUUUCAGCUGGAGCAGCGUCUCAGAGAGAGCGAGUUACAGAUCCAUGGAGCUCUGAUGGGUCGAGGAGCUCCGUUGACUGACGUCUGUCUGCUCAGACUGCAGGAGGCACAGCGUGAGAACGCUUUCCUGCGAGCCCAGUUUGCCGAGCGCAGUGACUUGUUCACUCAGGAGAAGCAGGAGGCGGACCGACGCCUGGGAGCCGUGGAGGCGGAGACUCAGCGUCUGAGCGAGAGUCUGAAGGAGAGCGUGGAGAAACAUGCAGAGGAACUGAAGAAGCAGGAAGAGAGGAUCCGCAACAGAGAUAAACACAUAAACAACCUGAAGAAGAAAUGCCAGAAGGAGGCAGAGCAGAACCGAGAGAAACAGCAGCGCAUCGAGACGCUGGAGCGUUACCUGGCUGACCUGCCCACCAUGGAGGACUACCAGAGCCAGAGGAAACAGCUGGAGGUAGCUGAACAGAAGGUGGAUGAGCUGCAGGGAUUAGUGGAGGAACUGGAGGCUCAGCUGAAGGAGGUGCGGGCAGCCAACCACGCUAAAGACGGACAAUUGGAGAACCAGCAACAGAGGGAGAGGGAGCUGCUCGCUACUGUCACUAGUCUGCAGGCCCGUGUGCAGGAGGGGUUGGAGGAUGGAGCCCGGUUGCCGUCUCUGGAUGUGGAGAAGCUCCGAGAGGAAAACCUUACUUUAAAAGAAGAGCAGCAGAAACUCAAAAAGGUUAUUGAGAAGCAGCUGAGGAUGAUGGAGCAGCUCAGCUCUCAGAUCAGGAGUGUGCAGCAGCAGCUAUCAGAGGAGGAGAGUAACGGUCAGGCUCUGAGAGAUGAGAUGAACUCGAAAGAUCAGCAGCUGCUGCAGUUACGCUCAGCGGUGAAGGAGCUGUCUGCACAGAACCAGGAGCUGAUGGAGCAGAGUGUGUGUCUGCAUGAGCGUCUGCAGGCCGAGUCGAGUGUGUGUGAUGUGCAACUCACUCAGCAGCUGCUCACUGAAAUGGCCUCGUGUCUCACUGACCUGCGCUCCCUCUGCAGCGUCCUCACACACACCGCACACGGUCAGGACCCUAACCUGUCCAUGCUGCUGGGGAUCAGCGCCCCUGCAGUCUCAGAGCCGUGCGAUGAUUGGUUAAAUCCUGCAGUUCUACAGAAUAAACUCCAGGAGGCGCUGCAGCUGAGACGAGACGUGGAGGAGCUGCGGAACACUGUCUCUGACCGCUACGCCCAGGACAUGGGGGAGAACUGCACCACACAGUAACACAGAACCCACACGGUAAUGCCACUGGAAUCAGAAUGAGAACUGGCAGAACCAGAUGAUAGAAAACUGAUACCUGAACUUCAGCUGCAACCUGAGAUGAACCUUCCAGAACCACCACCAGGACCAGAGAACCACUGAACAAGAACUAGCAGAACCACAAGCCGGUAGAAGCUACAUGAGAACCAGCAGAAGUUGUGGAACCUAACCUGAGACUGAACUUUUAACACCACCCCCGUUUCCCUUUUGAAGGGCUAACAAUGCUAAUGCUAAUAACACUACACUACACUACACUACUAUUUUUAUAUAAAAGAUUUUCAUUUGAAUAUUUUUCUAACCUCUUUAGAACCCUGAGGUUGUUAUUUAACUUUAACGUUCUUGUGCGGUCAGGAACUGAUGUGAUUUGGUUGACAAUCAACUGAUGAUGAUAUUUUAAACUUUGUUGUUGUUUUUUGUUGUUGUUGCUAUGGUAACACCUGAGGUGUGACGGACCUGCCGUUAUGGGAGAUGGUAGUGUCCGCAGCUAGGGCCGAUAAAACACUUGCUGCCUUUAUCUCUGCUCGUUUUGCUCGUCUAACGCUCGUUAAAGUCCACUUCAUCAUCCUGACUGGACCAAAGAGCGACCCCUGCGUCUGUAAUUACAGGUGAGAAACCUUCAAUAAAAACUCUUUUAAAGAUUCACACCAUCAGGAAAGUUGUUGCUUUUCGUUAGAACAUUCCGGCACCUUAAACGCUUCCCAGAGAAGACACUACUCCAGUCAUGAGAUUCACUCGUGUGAUUCACUCGGACUCUUUUGAUUCUUGAUUAACUAGUUUAAAAGAGUUGAUUCAUUUGUUUGAUUCUGAAUCAUCUGCUCUACAAAACUCUAGUUCACAACCUAGAUGUUCAUGAUGCAUCAUACCAUACAUAUGAGGAUAUUUCGUUUCUGUUUGAUUUAAAGUUUUUGUUUUAAGUUAUAAGUAAAUUUGUACAAAAUUAAAACUUAAAUCAUUUAGUGGUUGAAAAUUUUCAGUUCAGUGAUUUAUUUAUUUUAAACUUUACAAGAUUAUUAAAGUAAAAACCAAAUACUAAUACAAUACAAAUACUGCUAAAAAUCAUUUGAAUAAAAUGAAUAAAUAAGUGUGAGCUUGAAUUUGCCUUUGUUUGUUUGUUUGUUUGUUUGUUUGCUUUUCCAGGCCCUGUUCUGAUUGGUUUAAAUCUCUCUGAGUGAAACUCCAGAUGAUGACGUCAUAAAAUUCUCAAAAAAAUCUUAAAAGCUGUCAUCAUUUUCACAGAUUCUUAGAAUUUAGGGAAUAUUAUUGAUUGAAAUAACAGAUGUGGUCAGCUGUGUGGGGAAAAAAAACAGUAAACAAAUCCCUGAAUUAAACCUGGCACUGCAUCACGCAGCUGACUGACCAAUUAACACCAUUCUUAAUACUUUUUUCUAAAUUAACGAUUGGUCAGAAUCUGAUUUAAUGAAAGCUUUAUUUUUUUGUCUCAUGUUUCCCUAGCCUCGGGGUUAGCAUGCUAACAGAGCUAGCGGCCUGCGUGUGUUUAGCAUGGCCUGUCUGACUGGAAUAUUUAAAUUCAUGUUAAACUUUUUCUGUUUAUUCGUGUUUAUUUUUCAUGUUUCCAUGACGUGUAUCGUGUGUCAUGAACAUGUCUUUAAGUGUUGAUGUAUUCUUUUCACUUCGUAGCAUGACAGCG